AAAUCAGUUUCGAGCUGUCAAGCAAACGAGCAGCAUCACUUCAGCAGAGUUGGGUCCAAUUUUAUAUUUCUCCGAGAACACUCUUACUUUGUAGACUUUCGGGUUUUGUGACUAGUGUAAACUAAAACGUUAAAGUUAAAAAGUGUUGAAUAAGACUCCGGAAAAUCUCCUCAACGGAUAACCGAAAAGAUAUGGCUGUUUCGGCUCUCAACAUGACACCCUACUUUGCUGGAUAUCCCUUCCAAGGACAAGGUCGCGUCAACCAACUAGGUGGCGUCUUUAUUAACGGGCGUCCAUUGCCCAACCACAUCCGUCGCCAAAUUGUAGAGAUGGCAGCUGCUGGGGUUCGUCCCUGCGUCAUCUCCCGCCAGUUGCGCGUCUCCCACGGCUGCGUUUCUAAGAUUCUUAACCGCUUCCAGGAGACUGGCUCCAUUCGCCCAGGAGUGAUCGGCGGCAGCAAGCCCCGCGUGGCCACGCCCGACAUCGAGUCCAGGAUCGAGGAACUGAAGCAGACGCAGCCCGGAAUCUUCAGCUGGGAGAUUCGUGCCAAGCUAAUCGAGGCCGGAGUCUGUGACAAGCAGAACGCCCCGUCUGUGAGCUCUAUUUCACGCCUCUUGCGAGGAUCCUCCGGGUCGGGAACCUCCCACAGCAUCGACGGUAUCCUCGGUGGAGGCGCUGGCUCGGCUGGCAGCGAAGAGGAGAGCGAGGACGAUGCAGAACCCAGUGUACAGCUAAAGAGGAAACAGAGACGUUCACGCACCACCUUCUCCAACGACCAGAUCGAUGCUCUGGAGCGCAUCUUCGCCCGUACACAGUACCCUGAUGUUUAUACCCGCGAGGAACUAGCCCAGAGUACCGGAUUGACAGAGGCCCGCGUCCAAGUCUGGUUCUCUAAUCGCCGUGCUCGUCUACGCAAGCAACUGAACACCCAGCAGGUUUCCAGCUUCGCCCCAACGGCUGCAUCCUACGGCGCCCCUGCCGCCGCCAGCUCUAACCCAGCUUCAAAUAUGGGCAUUGGCCUGUACGGUUCCCAGACCUGGCCAGCAUCCGGAACUACUUAUGAGAAUCACACCGGCUAUGGUGGCUCACUGGCAUCCAUGUCCCCAGCCAGCAGCACCUCUGGCAGCAGCUCCGCCGACCACAGUCCCGUGCAGACGCAAGCCCAGCAGUCGGGAGUCGGACACGAGUUCAUAAACUCCUCCUACGGCGUAGGAUCGGGCAGUGCUGCCUACCAAUCCACCGGGUCAGCCGUCUACACCAUGCCCCCGACUGCCGCUACAUCCGCGGAGCAGCUUAGAUCCCAGUUUGCAUCCGCCGCCGCCUCGGGCUCCCACCACCCCUCGACGUGGGACAGCUACAACUUUUCUGGAUCGUUCCUUCCCCCCACCGCUGCCGCAGGCAACCAUAUCGGCAGCUACCAUCAUCAGGUCGAUCAAAAGAGCGCUAUGAUGACCACUGCUCCCACCUAUCCAUAUUUCGGAUUCUGAGCGGAUAGUAGAGCGCUAGUAGCAACAAAUCGACAUUUAAGCCCCCUGAGACUGUUUGAAAUUAUUUUAAAUACUUUAAGACUCAUGUUCUGAAUAGAUGUAAGAUAAA
Molecule: messenger RNA, 1596 nt
Organism: Drosophila elegans
Lineage: Eukaryota; Metazoa; Arthropoda; Insecta; Diptera; Drosophilidae
Gene: gsb
Product: protein gooseberry
Exons: 2
Coding region: 192-1487 (431 amino acids)
Biological process (GO): anatomical structure development; regulation of transcription by RNA polymerase II
Molecular function (GO): RNA polymerase II cis-regulatory region sequence-specific DNA binding; DNA-binding transcription factor activity, RNA polymerase II-specific
Source: RefSeq, a predicted model, not a curated record